AUGUCUCGUUUUCUUUCGUUGCAUGUCCGCAAAAUGCUGCUCAGUCGGUUUUCUUUCGAUAGAAAGCGAACGGCUGUCCUGUCAUGCACUUUUCGAUAUGAUGGCCACAAAAUCGCUCCAAGAAACGAGCUUGCUGAUGAUAAUGCUUCAGCCAUCUCCGAACGCUAUACGCCUGUAUGUUUCUUGACAUGGAGUUGCCCACCAGCUCGCCUUGGUGUAUCCUGGCUUAGCUGA
Molecule: messenger RNA, 234 nt
Organism: Colletotrichum abscissum
Lineage: Eukaryota; Fungi; Ascomycota; Sordariomycetes; Glomerellales; Glomerellaceae
Exons: 1
Coding region: 1-234 (77 amino acids)
Source: RefSeq, a predicted model, not a curated record